This is a messenger RNA of Trichoderma atroviride IMI 206040, 792 nucleotides long. RefSeq lists its product as uncharacterized. The record is from RefSeq and is a predicted model, not a curated record. Gene Ontology annotation, molecular function: oxidoreductase activity. Lineage: Eukaryota; Fungi; Ascomycota; Sordariomycetes; Hypocreales; Hypocreaceae.
AUGUCCAACACUGACUCCCUCUCUCUGGCCGGCAAGAUUGCCAUCGUCACAGGCUCCGGCAAAGAGAACGGCAUCGGAGCUGCUAUUGCCCUCGCCCUCGCUCGCAACGGCGCACGUGUGGCCAUCAACUAUGUCUCUGAAGCUACCGCUCCUCGAGCAGCAAAAGUCGCGGCCAGCAUUGAAGCAGUUGCAGGCAAGGACAGCGUUGUGGUGAUUCAACAAGACAUUACCACGCCAGAGGGAACAAAGAAGCUAGUUGCUGAAGCUAUCAAUGCUUUCGGGGUCGAUCGUAUUGAUAUUCUUGUAAACAACGCCGCCUGGGCUGCAAGGGAGCCUGUCUUGACCGCAUCGCAGGAAAGCGUCCAAAAAACUUUUGAUGCCUGUGUUUUGGGCCCGCUGUAUCUCAUUCAGGCUACGGUGCCCCAUAUGCCUCAAGGCGGAAGGGUCAUCAAUGUCGGAAGCGUGGCUUCAAAGCUGGGUAUCGAGCCCGUGUAUGGAGCCGCAAAGGCAGCCAUGGAUGCUCUGACUUAUAGUCUCGCAAGAGAUCUGGGAAGCGAUGGCAAACGCAUUACCAUCAAUACGGUCAUGCCAGGUCCUGUGCUUACCGACUCCUUGCCGCCGACUCCCGAAUUCGAAAUGCUCAAAGACACGCUGUUGAACAUGACUAGGGCUGAGAGGAGAUUUGGGACUGUUGAGGAUAUUGCAGAUUCAGUGCUGCUUCUUGCCAAUGAGAAGAGCCGGUGGAUCACUGGAGAGAGCAUUUCUGUCAGCGGCGGUAUCGUGGGCAACUAG